AUGGUCAAAGCCAAGCCAACAUUCGGUGGCCGAUCCCCAGCCCCAGAGGGGGCCAGGGGCAAUGGCAAGCCUCGUCGCUCCCACGUCCCACUUAUCAGCAAUGUCGCUCAGUGGCCAGAACUUGGCUCGAAUCCUAAGAUCCAGAUCAGGCUAAGCUCGUUUGGUGUGAUCUUGUGGCUUCAUCGAAGUUGUGGUGUUCUCGACUUCAUCCUUUGCAAGCGCGCCUCCGUCGACAGCAACGGCGGAACGCGACAAUUGUGGCGCAUCUAUGACGGUGUGCUCGCCAACGGCUCUGGCGAUCAAUAUCACGAGAAGCAUGAUUAUGUAAACGAGGAGGCCAUGUCCGGACACGAAAUCGACGAAGAGAUUGACGAAGAGGAAGACGAGGACAUCGAUGCUCUUAUUGACGAACUUGAAUCCCAAGAUGGAGACAACGCUGACUACGAAGAAGAAGAGGUCGAUCAACCGGGCGGAGCGCGCGUCAUUCCUGAAGAUCUCCUCCAAACAGAUACACGCAUGGGCCUCAAUUCCGCCGAUGUCCUAUUUCGUCGGAAGAAGUUUGGCUACAACCAAAUGAAAGUAGAGGAAAAGGAAAAUUUGUUCGUAAAGUUCCUCAUGUUCUUCGUUGGUCCCAUUCAAUUCGUCAUGGAAGCCGCUGCAAUCCUAGCCGCGGGGCUUCAAGACUGGGUCGACUUCGGUGUCAUCUGCGGACUGCUCCUUUUGAACGCUUGCGUUGGCUUCAUACAAGAAUACCAAGCUGGUAACAUCGUCGACGAACUGAAGAAGACACUUGCGCUCAAGGCUACUGUGCUUCGAGAUGGCGUCUUGGUGGAGAUCGAGGCACCUGAAGUGGUUCCUGGUGAUAUCCUGCAGGUGGAGGAGGGCAUCAUUGUCCCAGCUGACGGGCGUAUCGUCACACAAGGUGCCUUCCUGCAGGUCGAUCAAUCGGCAAUUACCGGCGAGUCAUUGGCAGUCGAUAAACGCAGAGGCGAUACCUGCUAUGCAUCAUCCGCAGUCAAAAGAGGUGAAGCCUUUUGUGUUGUCACUGCAACGGGUGACUCUACGUUUGUCGGGCGGGCGGCUUCCCUUGUCGCCAGUGCCUCUGGCGGAACUGGCCACUUCACCCAAGUCCUACACGACAUUGGUACGACCCUGCUUGUCUUGGUCAUCUUUACGUUGCUCGUUGUCUGGAUAAGCUCUUAUUAUCGAUCGAACGGCAUCGUCCAGAUUCUUAAGUUCACCCUGGCGAUUACUAUCGUCGGUGUACCGGUCGGUCUUCCUGCGGUGGUCACAACUACCAUGGCUGUUGGUGCCGCCUACUUGGCCAAAAAGCAAGCUAUCGUACAGAAACUCUCCGCGAUCGAGUCCCUGGCUGGCGUUGAGAUUCUUUGUACGGACAAGACGGGAACACUCACCAAGAACAAACUGUCACUAUCUGAGCCAUACACUGUUGCAGGCGUCGAUCCGGACGAUCUCAUGCUCACUGCAUGUUUGGCAGCCUCUCGCAAAAAGAAGGGCAUCGAUGCAAUUGACAAGGCUUUUCUCAGAUCGCUCAGGCAUUACCCACGUGCAAAGAACGCGCUUAGCAAGUACAAGGUCAUCCAGUUUUCGCCCUUCGAUCCGGUUUCGAAGAAAGUGCAGGCCGUUGUAGAGUCUCCACAGGGCGAGCGCAUAGUCUGUGUCAAAGGCGCCCCACUCUUUGUCCUUAGAACAGUCGAAGCAGAUGACGCUGUACCAGAGCACAUUGCCGAUGCUUACAAGAACAAGGUUGCAGAAUUUGCAACCCGUGGCUUUCGAUCACUUGGGAUUGCCCGCAAGAGGGAGAACAGCUCUUGGGAGAUCUUAGGCAUCAUGCCAUGCUCCGACCCACCACGACACGAUACAUUCCGCACUAUCAAUGAGGCGAAGACCCUCGGUCUCUCCAUCAAAAUGCUAACUGGGGACGCUGUCGGGAUUGCUCGAGAGACGUCGCGCCAGCUCGGACUAGGCACCAACAUCUUCGAUGCCGAAAAGCUCGGCCUUGGAGGUGGCGGUGAGAUGCCCGGCAGUGAAGUGUACGAUUUUGUAGAGGCAGCUAAUGGCUUUGCUGAGGUCUUCCCUCAACACAAGUACAACGUCAUCGAGAUUCUGCAACAACGCGGUUAUCUUGUCGCAAUGACAGGCGACGGAGUAAAUGAUGCGCCAUCACUGAAGAAAGCGGAUACUGGAAUAGCUGUUGAAGGCGCAUCAGAUGCAGCUCGCUCUGCUGCCGAUAUUGUCUUCCUUGCGCCUGGCCUCUCCGCUAUCAUCGAUGCCCUAAAGACGUCACGACAAAUCUUCCAUCGCAUGUACGCCUAUGUUGUUUACCGCAUCGCGUUAUCCCUCCAUCUUGAGAUAUUCCUUGGUCUCUGGAUCGCCAUUCUGAACGAGUCGCUCAACCUGCAGCUCGUCGUCUUCAUCGCCAUCUUCGCUGAUAUCGCAACCCUAGCUAUUGCCUACGACAAUGCUCCGUACAGCAAAAUUCCAGUAAAAUGGAAUCUGCCAAAACUCUGGGGCAUGUCUAUUCUGCUCGGCAUUGUUCUCGCAGCUGGCACUUGGAUCACACUUACCACCAUGUUUCCGCAUCAAGUCUCUCCGCCCCAGGGAGUAGACGGUGGUAUAGUGCAGAACUACGGCCAUAGAGAUUCAGUCCUCUUCCUUGAAAUUUCACUCACCGAGAACUGGUUGAUCUUCAUCACGCGGGCUAAUGGUCCAUUCUGGUCAUCAUUGCCAUCGUGGCAACUCACUAGUGCUAUUCUGGUCGUCGAUAUUGUCGCAACCUUGUUCGCAAUUUUUGGGUUGUUUGUUGGCGGUCGCACCAACAUUGUUGCAGUUGUACGAGUGUGGAUCUUCUCAUUCGGGGUGUUCUGCGUCAUGGGUGGAGUGUACUACCUUCUCCAGGGAAGUCAAGGCUUUGACAAUUUGAUGCACGGAAAGUCGCCCAAGAAGGAUCAGAAGCAACGAUCACUUGAGGACUUCGUCGUCUCGCUGCAACGAGUCUCAACGCAACACGAGAAGACGACAUAG
Parastagonospora nodorum SN15 is the source of this 3045-nucleotide messenger RNA. RefSeq lists its product as hypothetical. The transcript has 4 exons. Gene Ontology annotation, biological process: regulation of intracellular pH; proton export across plasma membrane. The record is from RefSeq and is a predicted model, not a curated record. Lineage: Eukaryota; Fungi; Ascomycota; Dothideomycetes; Pleosporales; Phaeosphaeriaceae. Gene Ontology annotation, cellular component: plasma membrane. Gene Ontology annotation, molecular function: P-type proton-exporting transporter activity; ATP hydrolysis activity; ATP binding. The coding region runs from base 1 to 3045 and encodes 1014 amino acids.